Molecule: messenger RNA, 847 nt
Organism: Chenopodium quinoa (quinoa)
Lineage: Eukaryota; Viridiplantae; Streptophyta; Magnoliopsida; Caryophyllales; Amaranthaceae
Product: 60S ribosomal protein L26-2-like
Exons: 1
Coding region: 272-724 (150 amino acids)
Biological process (GO): ribosomal large subunit biogenesis; cytoplasmic translation
Cellular component (GO): cytosolic large ribosomal subunit; ribosome
Molecular function (GO): structural constituent of ribosome; RNA binding
Source: RefSeq, a predicted model, not a curated record
AAAAAAAAAAAAUUAAACUUGAACUUAAUUAGGGCCUAAAGUCAUUGAUUUAAAAUUAGUGUGCAACCCUUUCGUAGUAAUUGGACUUGACCAAAAAGAAAAAUGACCAAAUUCGAAAACUAUCAGCCCAACAACGCCAAUACACAUCUCCAAAACCCUAAAACUCUCAUCUUCAUCUUCUUCCUCCCUCGUCCCUCAAAUUUUCUCUCUCCUCAAAACCCUAAAAAAACCCUGCAACUUUCAGAGAGAGGAAAAAACCCAGAAUCCAAAAAUGAAGCACAACCCAAGAGUAUCAAGCUCUCGCAGAAAAUGUCGGAAAGCCCAUUUCACGGCACCAUCAAGCGUCCGCCGCACAAUCAUGUCGGCCCCACUUUCCGCCGACCUAAGAAGCAAGCACAAUGUCCGUUCUAUCCCUGUCCGCAAAGACGAUGAAGUUCAGGUUGUGCGUGGAACCUUCAAGGGUCGCGAGGGCAAAAUUGUCCAAUGCUACCGUAAGAAAUGGGUUAUCCAUAUUGAGCGGAUUACCCGAGAGAAAGUCAACGGAUCGACUGUCAACGUUGGGAUUCAUCCUUCGAAGGUGGUUGUUACGAAGUUGAAGCUUGAUAAGGAUAGGAAGGGGUUGCUUGAACGUAAGGCGCUUGGUCGUGGUAAUGGUGAUAAGGGGAAAGAAAAGUUUACUGUUGAUGAUGUUGCUGCUGCUAGUUCUAUGUCUCAGGUUGAUUAGAUUUUGAAUUUGAUAUGUGUUUUUGGGUUCAUUUGAAAUUUGGAUUGUUUUUGAGUUAUUUGAUGUUGAGAAAUUUUGAUACUUGGUUUAUAAUAUAUGGUAUAAUCUAUCCAUUUUUGUUAU